AUGUCCUCCAAAUAUAACGUACUUUUAAUUGGUGCUGGUGGUGUCGGUACCAUCGUCGCAUAUGGUAUCGAUUACGUGGGUAAAUCGAAUUUGUCAAUUGUUGUGAGAAGAGACUAUGAAAAAGUCAAAGAUACUGGCUAUAACAUUGACUCAAUUGAUUAUGGAACAAUUGAAGGUUGGAAGCCUCAAAACAUCUAUCCUUCUGUUGAAGCAGCCGCAACUCCAAAAGUUGUCUACGACUAUGUUAUUAUUACGACAAAGAAUCUGCCUGAUAUAGUCAAGGUGGAAGAUCUUGUGGAGCCUGUUAUUACGCCGGGCGUAACAGCUGUUGUGCUCAUGCAGAAUGGUUUCGACCUUGGUCGGCCCUUCUUCGCCAAAUACCCAGAGAAUGUGAUUAUUUCCGGAGUUUCACACAUUGGUUCCCAUAACUCUAAUGGUGCAAUUCAUCAAACUCAAAAAGACAAGUCUUUCGUGAGUUACUUUGAGAGUCCGACGCUCUCUAAAGAAGUCCAGGAGGCUAAGACAAAGGAGUUCAUAUCCAUCUACAGCAAUGAAAAAAACGAAUGCAACUACUUUGAAAACGCUAAAUGGUAUAGAUACAGAAAAUUAGUCUAUAAUGCCACAUUGAACACCGUGUGUGCAUUAACCGGUGUUGACACUGGUCGUCUUGAGUUUUCAGGUGGUUUGGAAUCUAUCUCCAUACCUGCAAUGCGUGAAGUGAUCGCAGUUGCGAAAGCCGAUGGCGUCGAACUUCCUGAGGACGUCAUUAAUGCGGUGGUUCAUUCUGACGAUGGCGACUGGUUCGAACCAUCUAUGCGUGUGGAUGUGAAAAAGGGAAACCCCAUUGAAUUGGAAGUUAUCCUGGGUAAUCUUUUGAAGGUUGCAAAAGAGCUGGAUGUCGAAACUCCAAUCUUAACGGUAGUUUAUAAUCUUCUCAAGGUUGUACAAUAUCGUCUGAAAGAGGGACAAGGCAUGUUUACCCUCCCUGAGGAGCGUCCAAUAUCUGAUAAGUUUUACAAAUAA
This is a messenger RNA of Lachancea fermentati, 1023 nucleotides long. The record is from the annotation of a GenBank genome assembly. Lineage: Eukaryota; Fungi; Ascomycota; Saccharomycetes; Saccharomycetales; Saccharomycetaceae.